CAACUCUGACAGAGAGUCUAAAUGACAACUUGUCAAACUUCCGUCUUUUGGAUUUUGGUCGGCUUUGAAGGUCUAUCAAACUUUGGACAUGGGGGCCUACCGGUAUAUGCAAGAGUUGUAUAGAAAGAAGCAGAGUGAUGUUAUGCGUUACCUGCUUCGUAUCCGCGUUUGGCAGUAUCGUCAAUUGACGAAAUUGCAUCGCUCGCCCAGACCAACUCGUCCAGAUAAGGCUCGUCGUCUGGGAUACCGUGCAAAGCAAGGUUAUGUCAUUUAUAGAAUUCGUGUUCGCCGUGGUGGUCGCAAGCGCCCAGUGCCUAAGGGAUGCACAUAUGGAAAGCCUAAGAGCCAUGGUGUUAACCAACUUAAGCCUUACCGUGGACUGCAAUCUAUUGCUGAAGAACGUGUUGGUCGAAGACUUGGUGGUCUGCGUGUUUUGAAUUCUUACUGGGUGGCCCAGGACGCUUCCUACAAAUACUUCGAAGUUAUUUUGGUGGACAUCCACCACAAUGCAAUUUGCCGUGACCCUAAGGUUAACUGGAUCUGCAAGCACGUGCACAAGCAUCGUGAACUUCGUGGUCUGACUUCCGCAGGCAAAAGCUCUCGCGGUAUCGGCAAGGGCUACAGAUAUUCGCAAACCAUUGGCGGAUCAAGACGUGCUGCCUGGAAACGCAAGAAUCGCGAGCAUAUGCAUAGAAAGCGUUAAGCACUUAUGUUUCAGCCAAAAAACAUUUGAAAUACAUGUUAAUAAUGGUGUAUACAGUAA
This is a messenger RNA of Drosophila hydei, 763 nucleotides long. RefSeq names its product 60S ribosomal protein L15 (gene RpL15). Gene Ontology annotation, biological process: cytoplasmic translation. NCBI's taxonomy places the organism in Eukaryota, Metazoa, Arthropoda, Insecta, Diptera, Drosophilidae. Bases 89 to 703 code for a protein of 204 amino acids. Gene Ontology annotation, molecular function: structural constituent of ribosome; RNA binding. The record is from RefSeq and is a predicted model, not a curated record. Gene Ontology annotation, cellular component: cytosolic large ribosomal subunit; ribosome. The transcript is spliced from 3 exons.